AUGGCGAUGAAUGUGAAAAAAAGAGUGGCACUGACGUUAAAGACCAAGCUCGAGAUAAUUGAACGUGUCGAGAACGGCGAAAAGAAGUGCAUUCUUGAGGACUUAUAUGGCAUCCCAAGGAGCACUUUGAGUACCAUUGUGAAGAACAAAGCUGUCAUCAAGGCACAAGCACACGAGACCAUGCGGACAAGUGCACAGCGUCUUCGGCCCCCUGCGUUCAGCGACUUGGAGAAGGCGCUCUACAAAUGGUUUUUAGAUGUCAGAGCUCGGAACAUACCAGUGUUGGGGCCGAUGCUUCAACAAAAAGCGAAAGACUUUGCCUGUAUCCUCGCUGCCGAAAACUUCGUCGCCAGCUCUGGAUGGCUGCAAAGGUUUAAGGCACGUUAUGACAUCGUGGGCAAAACGAUCUCUGGCGAAAGUGAGACGGCUAACUGCGAGAGCAUCAGAAAGUGGUUGGAAGAGGAGUGGCCGCAAAUCCUUGCAAAAUAUCAGCCCAAGGACAUCUUUAAUGCGAACGAAACAGGCCUAUUUUGGCAGAUGCUACCCAGGCUUACCCUUGACGCACGUGGAGAGCCGUGCCAUGGCGGGAAGCAAGGAAAGGCCCGGAUCACUGUUUUGCUUGCCGCCAACAUGGAAGGCACUGUGAAACUGCGACCCUUCGUCAUCGGGAGAUUUAAAACCCCAAGAUGCAUGAAAGAGUGCCGCGUACUCCCCGUAGAGUAUGCUUCCAACAAGAAAUGUUGGAUGACGCGUGAACUUUUCGUAAAGUGGCUGCUUGCUUGGGACUGCGAGCUUGUGCGCGAGGGUCGCAAAGUGUGCGUCCUUGUUGACAACUGUACCGCGCACAACACAGAUGUCGCACUCAAUAACAUCGAAGUUCGCUUUCUUCCGCCUAACUCUACAGCCAAGCUGCAGCCUUUAGAUCAAGGCGUCAUCAGGGCCUUCAAGGCAGUUUAUAAGAGCAGACUGAUUGACACUCUUCUCGUGAAGCUUCGUAUGAAGCAAGACUUGAAGAUCGACUUGCUGGGAGCAAUCCAGAUGCUUAAAGCGGCAUGGGACAGUGUGAAAGGUGAAACGAUUGCCAACUGCUUUCGGCACGCAGGUUUUGUUCCACCAGAGGCCCAUGCAUCAAGUGACGAUGGUGACGAUCCCGACGAAGCAGAAGCCGAGCUCCGCGAGCUCGAUGAGGCCUGGAACGAUUUUUUGCGUUUUGUUGGUGACAUGCCCGCAACAAUGACUGUAGAAGACUUCGUAGGUGGCGACGACAUCUCAGCGACCACGGCUGUACUGACGGACGCCGAAAUCGCUGCGGAAGUCUCUGAACAUCCCGCAGACGAAGCUCAGGCUGACCCUGUAGACGAUGAGAACAUUCCGACUUCACAAGAAGCACUUGCUGCGUUGGAUUUACUGCGCCGCCACUGCAGUGCUAUUGAGGGCAGUGGGUUUGCCCUUGUUGAGUGUUUGCAAACUGUGGAACAGGGCGUGAUACGGAAUGCGAUCAACACCAAGAAGCAGGCCGCGAUAACGCAGUUCUUUGUGCGUAAAUUAAUGAACGUGACCCAAGAACGGGCGCCUUAG
Dermacentor andersoni is the source of this 1578-nucleotide messenger RNA. RefSeq names its product tigger transposable element-derived protein 6-like. Gene Ontology annotation, cellular component: nucleus. NCBI's taxonomy places the organism in Eukaryota, Metazoa, Arthropoda, Arachnida, Ixodida, Ixodidae. The record is from RefSeq and is a predicted model, not a curated record. Gene Ontology annotation, molecular function: DNA binding.